Molecule: messenger RNA, 477 nt
Organism: Paramecium tetraurelia
Lineage: Eukaryota; Ciliophora; Oligohymenophorea; Peniculida; Parameciidae
Exons: 3
Source: RefSeq, a predicted model, not a curated record
AUGAAAUAAUAUUAUUCAAUAUUCAAUUUUAGAUAACUUGCAUUGCAUCAGUAUUCUAUUUUCUAAUUGAUAAUUAAGCAUUAAUAUUAUUAAUUGAGUUAAAUGAGAUUAAAUAAUUUACCGGAUGUUCUUUUUCCCAAUCCAAUUCAACAUCCGAAUUACAAAAUCUCAUUUUUGGAGAAGGUUAAGGAAGAUAUUCUGAAUAAUCAAUUCAUUAAUGAACCAAUGCGCAGGAGCAGAUAAAACAUGACAAUACGUUCAUUUUAGAGAGGGUCAAUCAGAAUUAUCAGUGCUUCAAUUGCAACUUCUCAAAACAACACACAGACUAAUUUUAGAUCUGGGUCUUCGAAGUUCAGGAUAAUCAAGGAACAGUCUCAGGUGGAAGAAAUGGACGAAACAUUUUCUCGAACAAGGACACCAUCUCAAUUAGGAAGAAGAUUAAAAAGAGGAUUAACAAUGUUUGAAAAAUAGUUUUGA